GGCGAGGGGAGGGUUCGGCCUCUCGCGCCUAGUGUCCCGGUCUCUCCGAGAGCUUGGAUCUCUGGGUGGUUCUUCGCGAGCCCCCUGAGUGGCAGAGCCUGAGAAAGCUUUCUGACAGAUUUCCUUCAGCAAGAGGUGGCUUUUGAAACUGCAGAAACGAGUGUGGUGUGUGAUUUAAAGGCACGAUGGCUGCGAAAGUGUUUCCUAUGCCCCCAAAGCCAAAGCAGUCUUUUAUACUGAGAGUUCCUCCAAACUCCAAGCUAGGCCAAGACCUACUUCGAGAUGCUAGUAGUGGGCCCAAGACCAUCCACCAGCUGGUUCUGGAGCACUUCCUCACCUUUUUGCCCAAGCCAGGACUAGCCCAGCCCAGUCAGAAAGUCAAAGAGACCUUGGUUAUUAUGAAGGAUGUGAGCUCAGACUUUCAGAACCGAGUGCAACCUCUUCCUUUAGUGAAGCUUCUGACCAGAGAAGGAGUCCGGCAGAAACAGGAGACAGUGUCUCUGUGUUUGAAAGCUGAGCCUAAGGAGCUGGUGGUCUUUGAGGAUUUGAAUAUAUUUUACUCCCAAGAAGAAUGUGUGAGCCUGGAUCCUACUCAACAGCCCACCUCAGAGAAGGAAGAAGACAGUGUUGGGGAGAUGAUGUUAAUGGUUGAUGAUGACAAUAAUCCUGAAAAUGAAGAUCAUAGAGAAAAGUCUUCAGAUUGUGAUGAAAUUGAUUAUUCCAUGGUCUCUGAGCAACCUCCAGAUUGCCAUAAAGAAAAAAGACUAAAUACAUACAUUCCAAAUGAAAGGAAAAUGAGAAAUCUUUUAGUUACCAUUGAAAACAAUACUCCACUAGAGGAACUCUCAAAAUUUGUGGAUAUCAAUAUUAUUGAACUUACCCGAAAUCGGAGAACAAGAAGAUGGUACACUUGUCCACUGUGUGGGAAGCAGUUUAAUGAGAGUUCUUACCUCAUUUCCCACCAGAGGACUCACACUGGAGAAAAACCUUAUGACUGUAGUCACUGUGGGAAAAGCUUCAAUCAUAAAACCAACCUUAAUAAACAUGAGCGUAUCCAUACAGGAGAGAAACCUUAUUCAUGUUCAAAGUGUGGGAAAAAUUUUCGUCAAAAUUCUCAUCGUAGUCGCCAUGAAGGAAUCCAUAUAAGGAAGAAUCUAUUUAAGUGUCCAGAAUGUGGGAAAACCUUCCCAGAGAACAAAGAAUUUGUGCUUCAUCUGCAGAGUCAUGUGGCUGAGAGGCCAUACGAUUGCAAAAAAUGUGGGAGAAGAUUUGGCCGGCUGUCAAACUGCACUCGCCAUGAAAAAACCCACUCAGCAUGUAAGACCCGAAAGCAGAAGUGGGAUCAGGAAAGGUCAUAUGGUCCUGUCUCAACUUGAAAUAGUUCAUAAGGAAUUCUGAGUUUUCAGACUGUCUGAAAAGAAACAUAUGUGAAAACUUCAUAAUAGCCCAAACUGGAUAAAUAUGCAUCUUGCCUGAAGCCUCAGAUUUUUAGGAAAUUCGCAGGGAAGAAAAUAUCCUCAAAGUCUAUUACCUCAGUUAGCAUCCAGGCUUCUUGGACUAAGGAGCUUGCCUUUGUGAAUUUAUAUAACAAUGUACAAACAGGUCACAGAUCCUUUUCCCAAGAAAGUCUUCAACUAUGAGUCUGCAAAGUGAACAGAGAGUAACUUGUGUACUGAAAGUAUAUCCAUUUUCCUACCACAUAGGGAUUCACACUUAAGAAAAGAUAAAUAAUACAAAGUCUUUUUCUGGACUGGUAUGCUCCUGAAAGACCCAAACUACUGAUUUGUUAAACCAACAGCUUCUAUUAAUGUGUUAACCCCCUGAGAACACCCUGUUAAAACUUGAGAUUUGAAAGGGAUUGUUUGCUUUGGAAUAUAGGAAAAUAUAGUAAUUGAGCAUCAAAGGCUUACUCUGUUAUUUGUAAUCUAAACUAUCAAUUUCAAUAACAUUUGCAACUUGUGAAAAGUGACUUAACAAAAAUCCUUUGCACAACAUAAUUUUAAAAUGUCUACAUUCUUACUAUUUCUUGUUCAGCUAGUAAUUGCUUAAACAGUUCUCUGAUGCCUUUCUCUUGCCACGAAAGAAGUUUAGAUUGCUCAGGUCCAGCCACCCAUCCCCGCUACUGAAAAAGCUCUCAGAAUUGUGUCCCUCUGCUGAGCCAAGAAGAUUUACUAGGAAGAAAACCCCAAGAGCCAGAAAAGGAGGAGGAGCACAUUGGCUUGGAACCAUGGUUGCUCAGUAUCUUGAACAUAAGCUUAAUUCUUCUCUAAGCAGUUGUUAGACCUUUGGCAAUGGGUGAUCACUACCUCACAAGCAAAGUGUUUUAUUUUUAGAAAUUGUUUCCAGUGACUAGCUCACGCUGCCCCUCAAGAAACAGGAUCCCAAUGUCUUCAUUGUAGUAGAUAUUUGUUCUUUGGCCUCCUGAUACCUAGACUUUCCUGACCUGUCUUCCCAGAGGCAAGGUCAGUGGUAUCUUCCUGGGACCAAUCCUAUGGUAUGUGAGUUUAAGGAUUGUUGAUCAGUUUUAUACUUCCUAGGUUUCCCAAGUUUUUACAUUGGUAUUUUGAUUGGAAUAAGUUGGCCCUCUAAA
Messenger RNA from Phyllostomus discolor (pale spear-nosed bat), 2590 nucleotides. RefSeq names its product zinc finger protein 200 (gene ZNF200). The record is from RefSeq and is a predicted model, not a curated record. NCBI's taxonomy places the organism in Eukaryota, Metazoa, Chordata, Mammalia, Chiroptera, Phyllostomidae. The coding region runs from base 186 to 1376 and encodes 396 amino acids. The transcript has 5 exons.